Parnassius apollo (apollo) is the source of this 4317-nucleotide messenger RNA. NCBI's taxonomy places the organism in Eukaryota, Metazoa, Arthropoda, Insecta, Lepidoptera, Papilionidae. The record is from the annotation of a GenBank genome assembly.
AUGGAUGCUAAUACUAAGGAUCAAGAUGGGCUGAAGAGGACUCCUUUUGAAGACUUGUCAAAGGAAGAUUUAAUAUCUAAAUGCAAGGGUCUACUUGUUAUAGCUCAGAAAGCUAAACAAGCAAAAUCUGAAUUGCAACAUGAAAUUGAGACCUAUAAAGGUAAGUUGCAAAAAUGUGAAAGUGAAAAGAACGCCUCUUUAGAAAAUAAUAAAACUUUACAAGAACUCAUAGAUUCUUUAACUGAACAGAAACUAAAUUAUAUAAUGGAGAUAGAUGCAACACAGGCAAAUGUGAGAGCUCUCAAUGAAAAAUGUCACAGUUGUGAGGAAGAGCUCACUAAACUUAAAGCAGAGUUAAUUGUAAGAGACCAAAAUAUUACAGAAAUCUCUCAAAAAUUGUCUACUUUUGAUAAUGAGGUUGUAUCUCUCAAAAGGCAAAACAACCGUCUUUUAGAAGAAAAUGAACAGCUUAUCACUCAGCUGUCUCACAUGGAGGCAAGAGUUGCUGAAUUCAAUAGCAUUGGCUUGCAACAGAGAAAGCAAUUACAACUUUUAGAAGAGAAAUUUAAAACAGAUGAUGUAUCCCAAAUAAACGUUAAGGAACUCAAUGAAAAAAUUAAAGAACUAGAGAGUGAUAUUCAGGAUAAAGUCAACAAUUAUGAAGGAAAAAUUAGUGCUCUAGAAAGUAAAGCUAAAGAAAUGUCAAAUUUAUAUGAGUCAGAAAAAACUAAAAGAGAUAAGGCAAACAUCAAGCUAAGAAGUUAUAAAGAUAAAAUAUUAAAAUGUGCAACAUGCAUUAAUCAAUUAAAGAAUUCCAGGUUCAUUUUAUCUAAAACAGUAAAGGAAUAUUCUGAAAACAUUCCUAAAUGGCAAAAUGAAAUAAUGAAAGCAUCUAGAGUUCUUGAUAAACAAAUAAAUGAGUUAAAUGAUGAGAACACAUCUCUUAAAGAAAAAAUUCAAAAAUUAGAUCUUCAAUUAAAACGGGUCCUUAAAAUUGAUAGUGAAUGUAAUAUUAUGGAAAGUAUAUCCCAAUUGAAUGAUUUAAUUGAAGAGAAUAGCUUAUUAAAAUCUCAAUUGAGUAAUUUGCAGGAGCAAGUUAAUGACUUAUCAAAAUCUAAUUCGAUUCUUAAAAGUGAAAAUAGUGUAUAUUUGACUAAACAAAAUGAACAAAUUGAUAAUAAUGUUGAUGAAAAUAAACUAUUACAACAACAAGUAAAUGACUUGACAGCAAAAAUAGAAGUUAUGGCUUUAAAAAAUUCUGAACUUGUUAAAAUUAUGGAUGAUCUUGAACGAAAGAAUGGUGAUUUAAGCGAGUUAUUAGAAACAAAACGUAAAAACAACGAGUUAAUUGAUAUUUUGAAUUUGCAGAUAAAGGCUCUUGAAAGUGAGAAAGCAAUUUUGGUAAAAGAAAAAUUAAAUGCUAGAGAUAGUCUAAUAGAACUAGAAAAUCAGAAUAAAUCUUUAAAUCAUCAAAUAGAAACCAUUAAAUUAGAACUUGAAUCAAAUAAGAUGCAAUUUGAAACAGUUUCACAUGAACUUUUAAAGUUUAAAGAAGGUUAUAACUCAGAAAAAGACACUGAAAUUAAACAACUGAAAACAAGAAUUAUUUUAAUACAAGACGCGAGCGAUAAGUUGAAAAAAGAAUACGAUGACCUACUAGAUUUAAAUGGAUUAUUAAGAGAAGAAGUCGAAACACUAAAGCUAUCCUUAGAACAACCAAAAGAUGAUAGCGAACAUUCAUCAGAUUUAAAUGUGUCCCUGCAAGCUGACAUUGUUAAGCUUGAAACGAAGUUAUCUGCUUAUAAACAGGAAAAUGCAGCGCUUUUAACGGAAAUCAAAGAAUCUCGUGCAAAGCUUAAAGAAUUUGAUAACUUAGUUGCUGAAUAUGAAGAUGCCAAAACUAAAUUACUUAAUUAUAAAACAGAGAACACUGAAUUGUUAAAUGAAAUGAAAGAAAUAAAUCAGGUACUUAAAGAACGUGGUGAAGCAAUAUCAAAAUCACAAAAAGCUAUUUCUGAAAUGGAAAGACUGAUUGAAUCCUUGGAAAAAGAUAGGGAUGAUUUAAGACAGGAAAGAGAUAACUUACUUAAGAAAGUUGAAGAUUUAGAACAUGACUUAAAUAGCGUGAAUCAAAUUACAAGCCAAAACUGCGAAGCCGUGGCGAAAACUACUAUAGAAAGGGACAAUGCUAUUCAACAGUCGUCUGAAAAAGAUAUUGUAAUUGCAACCUUAAAGGAAGAUAUAGAAAGACUCAAGCAACAGAUAUCACCUACUUCUGAAUUACCUAAUGAUGAUAUGUCAACAUCUACAAUUUCUAAAGCCGAGGAACAUUCUAGGAUGAAGGACCUAGAUGAGACAUUUGAAGACAAGUAUACUAAGUUAAGAGUUUUUGCUUUAAAACUUAAGAAAAAACUUAACGAAGUUCAAAUUCAACUACAAACUGCAGAGCAAGAAAAAACUAGACUUCAAAAACUCUUAAAUGAUAAUAAUCUUGAAAAUCACAAACACCCUGUUCCUGUCCUUAGUUCUGCAAGUGAUGUUGAUGAUACUGAUGAAUGCAAUAAAAUGAAAACACUUAAAAAUAAAUCUGAAAUUAAUGAUCUGAAGGCAAAAGUAGACUCAUUAACUAAUGCGCUUGAAGCUUCAGAAAAAUCUCUUGUUAAGUUUAAAAGCCUAGAAGCUGAAUUCCAUAAAAUAAAUCAACAGUUAAAUACUGAAAAGGAAUCACAUAAAGCUACAAAAGAUCAAUUAGAUAAAGCCCUUAAAGAUGUAAAAAAGAAAAAUGUUUUAAGCCUCGAGAUGGAAGACUACGAAAGAUCCAUGAAGGAACUCACUACAAAAAUGGAGGAAAAUAAGAAAAAAAUCAUACAAAUGGAAUCUACGAUUGACACUCAAGAAGGCACAAUUACUGCUAUGAAAACCCAAAUAAAAUUGUUGGAAGAACAAAUCAAAGCGGAAGAAACACAAAACAGAUUACUCAAAGAAGAAUUGCACCAUGCCUUAGAAGAAGGAAAAGAAAAAGACAACAUAAUAAACUCUAAGAAAGAUAUCAUAUCAAAGUUAAUGCAUGAUCUCGAGGAAGAAAAAAGAAAGAACGAAGAAUCUGAUUUAGAAACGACAGCGUUACUCAGUGAAAAGGAGAAAAUAAUUAUAGGUUUAGGAGAAGAAAAAACGGAAUUACUAAACAGAAUGAAAAGACUUGAAUUCAAAUAUGCUGACAUAAAUGAAAAGUUAAGAAUCACAAAUAUUGAAUUAGCGGAUCUAAAAACGGAGUACACCAGUUACAAAGUAAGAGCACAAGCAGUGUUACGUCAAAACCAGACAGUGGAUCAUAGCCAAGAAGAGCAACUGAAAGAGGAAGCGGCGGCACUAAAAACUCACAUAGAUAAUUUAACUACUAAAUUGUCUACACUACAAGAAAAAUAUUCAGAGCAAAGUAUUGAAGCUGAGGCUGCUAGAAAACGCGCCAGCGAAGCUACCAACGAGGCGGCACGUGCACAUCAACGAACAACGCGUCUCCAGGCUGACCUUACGCGGCUGGCGCAACAACUGGAGUCUGAAAGGUCCCAGCAUAAGUUGCAAGUAUCUACUUUAACACAAUGUUACAAGGCACAAAUAAACGACUUGGAGACAAAGCUGCAGAAAGAAACAGACGCGCUGCGAACACAACUUGCAGCUGCGCAAGAAACAAUAAAAUCUGGUAAACUUGACCGCAAUUCAGACAAGCAAUACAUGCUUCCAGUUAUACCCAAAGAUGAGAGCAGCGACGGUGAAAUGGAUAUCAAUGUGUCGUUAAUACCGAGAGAGGAGGGCGAGGGUUCUGAAUCCGCCCCAUCACCUCCCUUGUCUAAACCGUAUUUAUCAAAUGCGGGUGGAAGGCGUUCUCCAAUGCCAUUGGAAAGGCUCUUGGAAGAAGGUGUCCCUGAUGAUGACGCAUUGGACUCAUCUUCGCUCUGUCUUACUCCGGAACAGGAAAUAGCUGAUUUGAGACGCAAGUUGCAAAGUCAACAGCAAAGGGUGAAGCACGUGACGUUGUUGCUGGCCGAGUCGGAGCGGGAGUGCGCCCGCAUGGCGCAGUUGAGCGAGCUGCUCAAGAGCGAGUUGCGACGCGUGCGCGGCGCCACCGCCAACGCACACAACACUGAAUACAUGAAGAACGUCACCUUCAAGUUUCUAACAUUGCCACCGGGUGAUGAGCGCAGUCGACUGAUUCCAGUUCUUCAGAAGAUUUUAACCCUUUCCUCGGAGGAGACACAAAAGAUACAAGCGAUCGCGAAAGGACAAGAUCCAAGUGCAACGGCUGUAAAGGUUUGUUGA